Messenger RNA from Brassica oleracea var. oleracea, 1849 nucleotides. RefSeq names its product NAC domain-containing protein 62. Gene Ontology annotation, molecular function: DNA binding. The coding region runs from base 217 to 1584 and encodes 455 amino acids. The transcript is spliced from 5 exons. NCBI's taxonomy places the organism in Eukaryota, Viridiplantae, Streptophyta, Magnoliopsida, Brassicales, Brassicaceae. Gene Ontology annotation, biological process: regulation of DNA-templated transcription. The record is from RefSeq and is a predicted model, not a curated record.
UUUUUCAUCUCUCUCGUUAUCUCUCUUGUCUGAACCAAAUCGUGUCACAUCUUCAUCUUCUUCACUUUACCAAAUCUUAUCGAGUCUACUUUUUUUUUCUCAAAUUCUGGAAUCUACUUGUUUCUUUCUAGAUACCUUUGAAUCGCAUCUCUGAUCCAGCUUCUUUCCUUUCCUUUGAACUCAAAUUCCUCAAAGUCGUACCUUUGAAUCAAGACUAUGGAAGUCUUAUCGCUUGACUCACUACCUGUGGGAUUCAGAUUUAGUCCAACGGACGAGGAGCUAGUCCGUUACUAUCUCCGUCAGAAAAUCAACGGCCGUGAUGAAGAAGUCAGAGUGAUCCGUGAGGUCGAUAUCUGCAAAUCGGAGCCAUGGGAUUUACCUCAUUUGUCUGUGGUGAAGACAACAGACUCGGAGUGGCUCUUCUUCUGUCCAAUAGACCGGAAGUAUCCUAGCGGAGGUAGGAUGAAUCGAGCCACCCUUGCUGGCUACUGGAAGGCGACAGGGAAAGACCGAAUGGUCAAAACAGGCAAGAAGUUUAUAGGCGUUAAGAGGACUUUAGUCUUUUACAAAGGUCGUGCUCCUAAAGGGACACGUACCUGUUGGAUUAUGCACGAGUAUCGCGCAACUGAGCAGGAUCUUGAUGGGACAAAGCCUGGCCAGAACCCGUUUGUCAUAUGCAAAUUGUUUAAGAAGCAAGAUGUUGUGCAUCCGGAAGAUUUGAAGUCAUGUGAAAUGGAACCAGCAGUCUCAUCUCCAACUGAAGUGUCUGAGGUUUCUCUGGCUUUCCCUAAAACCGAAGAGACAAAGCCUUCUGAUGUGGCAGAAUCUUCCUUUGCAGUCUCUGGCGAGUGUCAUAGUGAAGUCUCUGCUCCUGAGGUUGCAACCUCUGAGCAGCUUGACAAUAUCGAUUGGACCUCAUAUCUGGAGUUGGAGACUCUGGAUUACAAUAUUUUCUCUCCGUUGGACUCUCAGUUGCAAUCUGAGCUUGGAACCUCUUUCAAUGGUUUCCCUUCUGGCUCAACCGAGCUGUUCAGUAACCAGGAUGAAGCUCCUGUUCAGGCUCAAGCUCAGGCUCAGUUCUGUUCAAACGACAUCGACCAAUCUAUGUUUGAGCUCUUGGAUUCGGUUCUUGAGUUUCCUUCUGAGUUUCCAGAGCAGAAACAUGUAGUGCAGCAGGCGCCAGAAAUUAUGACUUAUGAGCCGCGUAGUCUUGUCAACACUAGCAACAAGAUCAGUAACGAUGUGUCCGGAACAGGUAUCAAGAUUAGGGCACGACGGGCACCAGCCCCUGGUGGUGCUGAGCAGUUUGGAAUGCAGGGCAAUGCGCCGAGAAGGCUGCGUCUUCAGGUUAACCACAAGUCAGAAGCUGAUAGUCCUCAGCUCCAAUGUAUCAAGCAAGAGGUCAAGGAUGCAGCUGAGGAAACUGUAACGAAGGGAUGUGGAAGUUUCAUGAGAUCAAAGAGCAGCAGCAUAUUCAAGAAUAUUGCAGCUAUGGGAGGUUCAUACAGAGGGCUUUUCAAAGCGGGGGUGGUUGCGGUUGUCUUUGCUAUUUCGGUUUGCAGUCUAACCGGAAAAUUCGGCUGAAGCUUAUGCUUGUUGGUCAAGUCAAUAAAAGAAGGAAGAUGGUUUUUUUUUUCUGGUUGAGAGGGCGGGUGGUUUGUAUGUAUCGGACUUGGCCUGGUUCGGCAUCUGUUUUUGUUGAUGUUGAUGUUGUCGUUAUUGUUGGUUUAAGCUUAACCGAGGCCGGUUUAGGAGAGUAGUGGUUAACUUGUAUGGAUCAUAAAUUAUAGCUAUGUUUUACAUGUAAGAGGUAGCCUAAUGCUCGUAGAAAUUUUUCUUUUGCUCGACA